Hemicordylus capensis (graceful crag lizard) is the source of this 1974-nucleotide messenger RNA. RefSeq names its product transmembrane protease serine 11C-like. The record is from RefSeq and is a predicted model, not a curated record. NCBI's taxonomy places the organism in Eukaryota, Metazoa, Chordata, Lepidosauria, Squamata, Cordylidae. Gene Ontology annotation, molecular function: serine-type endopeptidase activity. The coding region runs from base 1 to 1281 and encodes 426 amino acids. Gene Ontology annotation, biological process: proteolysis. The transcript is spliced from 9 exons.
AUGUUGCGAGAGUUCCAGCCUUGGGGGCGAGAGUUAAGGAAGGGCAAAAUGGCGGUGGUGAAGGAGAGCCACAAAACGGCCAGAGGAGAGCCGCCUCAGCUGGCCGGCAGCUGCUGGGAGGUGGAGGCAGCGGGACGGCCAGGCAAGGCCGUCCCAGAUCAGAAGUUGUACUAUUAUAAUGCUAGCUUUAGAACCAAUGAAGUAUACCUUCCUAGCUUGGAAAAACAUACCUCAAGUGACUUUAGAGAUCUGAGUAGAAGUAUUGAGUCUGUGAUUAAUGAGGCGUUUGCAUUUAGUCCUUUAAAGAAAAGAAUGAUCAAAUCACAGGUCGUAAACUUCAGCAAUGACAAUGGCAGAGUGUGGGUAGACGUGGUGCUGGUGUUUAAAUUCAACGUCUUGGACAAAAGAGAAGUGCUCUGGAAUACUGUUUACAAUAUUUUGCUGAAGAGAUUGGAGUUAUCAACGUGGCCUUUGAAUAUUGAUGUUUCAUCUUAUAAACUCUCAGAGAUUAAUGCGAAAAACGGUGAAAAUCUUCUCAACAGCUGUUGUGGAAUACGACCCGUAGCUGUGGAGCGAAUCUCUGGUGGAAACACUGUAGGGGAAGGGGAAUGGCCAUGGCAAGCUAGUCUUCAGCUGAAUGGCAUCCACCGCUGUGGAGCAACACUGAUCAGUAACAGAUGGCUGGUAACUGCAGCUCACUGCUUUAGAAGAGCCAGAGAUCCCAGACGUUGGACAACUAGCUUUGGGGCCCGCUUAAGGCCUCCAACAAUGAAAAGGAAUAUUUUGCAGAUCAUCAUCCAUGAGCAUUAUUCUAAUAAUGUCAUGCAACAUGACUAUGACAUUGCUGUUGUGGAGAUUUCACCCCCUGUGGAGUUUACAGCUGCGGUGCAUCCCGUCUGCCUUCCAGAGGCUACACAGACCUUUCCGGAAAACACCACCUGCUACGUUACAGGGUGGGGUGCUCUGAGAGAUGAUGGUCCUAGUGUCAGUGAACUGCGUGAAACAAAAGUGAAAAUUAUAGGCAACGCGAUCUGCAAUAGAAGGGAAGUGUACAAUGGAGUCAUCACAUCCGGGAUGUUGUGUGCUGGAUACCUGGAAGGAGGAAGUGAUGCUUGCCAAGGUGACUCUGGCGGCCCACUGGUUGCUUCCAUUGGGAAACAAAUAUGGUACCUCAUUGGCAUAGUGAGCUGGGGAGACGAAUGUGCUAAGCCAAACAAGCCGGGAGUCUACACACGAGUGACCUUCUAUCGAGACUGGAUUUAUGCCCAUACUGGGGUCUGAAAAUACAGGAAGGAUUAACUUCUCAGGCGAUAUAGGAGCCUGGAACUCCCAAGACAUUUGGACUAUAGAGAUUUUUAAAUAUAUGUAUAGUUCUGUACCUUUGAUCAGUAGUGGUUCCAGAGCUGGCGUUGGUGUGUCUGCUGGAGACAUCGACACAAUCCUUGCCAAGCUAUGCCACAUCCAUCAGCCUUGUUUUGUUUGCAGUACAAGAAGAAUAGACUGAGGCCCUUCAAUUGCAAUCAAGCAGCAACACAUUUUUGAUUCUAGUUCUUGAAGACUCCAGCCCUUAAAACAAUUGCACUAAUGGGGACCUGGAUGAUUACAGUAGAUCUCCUGCUUUCAUAACAGUUUUGAGAAUCUGGCAGACAGUAUUUUAUAGUGUAAGCAAAGUAUUUCAUUCAAAGGAAAUUACUGCACAUUGCCUGCCAUGGACUGGGAGCAUUCUUAACUUAUUACCACCAUCUUUCAAGACCAAAUACAGUCAUCAUUAUCCCUGCCAUGAUCUUGGGGUGGUGGGUGGAUGGGCCAAAAGCCAUCAGUGGUCACCCUUAACUGGUGAACGGUGGAGAAGGUCAAGACAUGCAGCAGACUGUGAACACACUUUUGUGAUGGUGUGUUACUUGGCAGAGGCACAGUUAUUUUACUUUCCUUCUGAUCCUCUGGCCUUGCACCUGAAACGUCCUCCAUAAGUCA